Gadus macrocephalus (Pacific cod) is the source of this 1268-nucleotide messenger RNA. Its product is annotated as DNA damage-regulated autophagy modulator protein 2-like. NCBI's taxonomy places the organism in Eukaryota, Metazoa, Chordata, Actinopteri, Gadiformes, Gadidae. The record is from RefSeq and is a predicted model, not a curated record. Gene Ontology annotation, cellular component: lysosome. The transcript has 8 exons. Bases 230 to 1042 code for a protein of 270 amino acids. Gene Ontology annotation, biological process: regulation of autophagy; photoreceptor cell maintenance.
GCCGGAAAUUAAAAGAAGAGGAAGAAGAAGCUGAAAAGAGGAACAAAUCAGAAGUGUAAAACAAACACAAAAGACAUAAGGUGGAUGUGAGGACAUUAGAGGGUUGCCAGGGCAUGAAGUUUUGUUCACUAUUCUGACCAGAUGGCAGGACUCUGCGGGUGCUGAAAUUUCAUUAGCAAGACUGCUUAAGUUGAACCCCGAUCAAGGUGUCCUGUGACUCCAGACGGCCAUGUGGUGGAUCCAGCAGGGCCUCAGCGUCCUGCCCGUUGCUCUGGUAACAUGGACCGCAGCCACCUUCAUCUUUGCAUAUAUCACAGCUGUGACCUUGAGACAUGUGGAUCCUCUCGUGCCCUACAUUAGUGACACUGGAACGGUCGCUCCUGAAAGGUGCUUGUUUGGACUGAUGCUGGAUGUGUCUGCAUUCCUAGGCUUGGCGAACACGUACGUCCGCUACAAGCAGGUGCAGGCUCUCCUGGGCCCGGAGGAGAGGUCCCUCCACAAACUGAACAAGCUGGGCCUGGUCCUGGGCUCCAUCAGCUCCUCUGGCAUGUGUGUUGUUGCAAACUUUCAGAAAACCACGCUGUUCUUCAUGCACAUCAUGGGGGCUGUGAUGACCUUCGGGGUGGGGGCUCUGUACAUCUUGAGCCAGACUCUGCUCUCCUACCACAUGCAGCCUCACGUGCACAGCAAGACCAUCUUCACAGUCCGUCUCAGCAUAGGAGUGUGGUCCAUAACCAGUAUCAUCAUCAUGUUUAUUUCAUCUGUUAUCAUGUACAGCAGUUUGCCUGGAGUUGAUGUAGCUCACAAACUACACUGGAUCCCAGGGGAGACGGGCUAUACUGCACACAUCAUAAGCACAAUCUCUGAAUGGUCCCUUGCUUUUGCCUUCGUCAGCUUCUUUUUAACCUACAUCAGAGACUUCCAGAAAAUAAAUUUGCGGGCAGAGACGGAUCUACAGAGUUAUCAUCUGUAUGACUCUCUCCAAGAAGCCUCGUCAGCAAACCAGUCAGAGGCCUCAGCACUAUUAGCAGGAAGUAUUUGAGAUACUUUUAAUUGUAACUUUUCUUGGAAUAUAAAGCAUUAUUUGAACAUUACAAUGCUAACCGCCCCAUGGCAUUAACCAGAUUGCAUUGUUUUUAUAUUGAAAUAUAGACUGUAGCGUUGUGUUACAAAGUGCAUCUACAUUUAUUUUGAUGUUUGUUAAAUGUUACUACACAAUGGGUGUAAAUGUAAAGAUGUACUGUGACUAUUAAAAUCUUGUGAAUGAC